AUGGGAUUUCGACACGAAUUGGUUGGCAUUCAUUACAUUCAAUAUAAGCACUGUUUGUAUAUCAAUGCAUAUGUACUGUAAGUUCAGUCAUAUAUAGGGACCGGUAUUAUGUAUUGUCCGUCAAAUUCAUUAUAAUUUUCAUUUAAUUUUUUAUUAAUAUCGAGUUUCCAUUGAUUUAACAUAUUAUUAGUCAAUAAAAGUUUAUUUAAUUUAAAUUUUUAUUAAUUAAAGUCUUGAUUUGUACGACAAAUGUAUUCAUUAAGAGUUUCAUUGAAUGUAUUGACAGUAAUUGUGCUAACAUUUAGCCAAACGUGUCAUUCCUUAUACGACAAGAGUUCAGAUGUGAUUGAAUUGAAUCCCAAUAACUUCGAGAGUCGGGUCACCGAUUCGGAUGAUAUUUGGAUCGUAGAGUUUUUUGCCCCGUGGUGUGGACACUGCAAAUCAUUGGUUCCCGAGUAUACAAAAGCUGCCAAAGCACUUAAAGGUGUCGUUAAAGUCGGUUCAGUCGAUGCAGAUCAACAUCAGUCUCUGGGAUCCAGAUUUGGUGUCCGAGGGUUUCCCACAAUUAAGAUAUUCGGUGCAAACAAAAAAAGUCCGGUUGACUAUAGCGGUCCGCGAUCUUCUGCUGGACUGAUAGACAGUGCCUUUAAAGAGUUGAGGAAAGUAGUUGACAGUCGAGUUGGUGGUGGUUCUGGUGGCGGAUCAUCGGGCAGUGGUCGUAAACAAGCGGACAAAAAAGAUGUUAUUGAAUUGACUGAUUCCAACUUCGAAGAAAAAGUUUUGAAUAGUAACGACUUAUGGUUAGUUGAAUUUUUUGCUCCGUGGUGUGGACACUGUAAGAAUUUAGAACCGAUUUGGGCCGAAGCGGCCACUGAGCUUAAGGGCAAAGUCAAAGUGGGAGCUCUCGAUGCAACCGUUCAUACCGUGACUGCCGGCAAAUAUAAUAUUAAAGGUUUUCCGACAAUCAAAAUAUUUUCGCGCGGAGAGGUUGAAGAUUAUGAGGGCGGGCGAGCCGUUAACGAUAUCAUUAACACAGCUCUCGACAAACUGUCUGAAAACGCACCGCCGCCUGAAGUGAAACAACUGAUUAAUGAAGAGUCCCUUAAGAUCUGUGAAGACCAACAAUUGUGUGUCAUUUCAGUAUUACCUCAUAUUCUUGAUUGUGAUGCCAAAUGUCGAAACGGUUUUAUCGACACUUUGAAGAAAAUUGGCGAGAAGUUUAAGAAAAACAAGUGGGCCUACCUUUGGAUCGAAGCUAUGGCACAACCAGAAGUCGAGGAAUCACUUGAAAUCGGCGGCUUUGGAUAUCCAGCUAUGGCUGUCGUUAAUGUCAGAAAAAUGAAGUACUCAUUACUUCGCGGCUCUUUUAGUUACGACGGAAUUAACAGCUUUCUGCGUGACUUAAUGUACGGCCGAGGAUCAAGUUCUCCCAUUAGAGGCGCCAAAUUACCGACCAUUCAAAAGACUGAAUCAUGGGAUGGAAAGGACGGACAGUUACCAAUUGUUGACGAAGAAAUUGAAAGCGAUAGCGGACAUCAAGAGUUAUAAUUAUCGAAACUUAUAUACAUAUUGUGAUCAUUUGCUUCCAUUACUAACUUUAAAGAGAGAUACGUACGACACGAGUAACACAAUUAUUCCUCUUUUAAAUUAUAU
Oppia nitens is the source of this 1653-nucleotide messenger RNA. RefSeq names its product protein disulfide-isomerase A6 homolog (gene CaBP1). The transcript is spliced from 3 exons. Gene Ontology annotation, biological process: response to endoplasmic reticulum stress. Gene Ontology annotation, cellular component: endoplasmic reticulum lumen. Bases 250 to 1548 code for a protein of 432 amino acids. Gene Ontology annotation, molecular function: protein-disulfide reductase activity; protein disulfide isomerase activity. Lineage: Eukaryota; Metazoa; Arthropoda; Arachnida; Sarcoptiformes; Oppiidae. The record is from RefSeq and is a predicted model, not a curated record.